This is a messenger RNA of Spinacia oleracea (spinach), 1210 nucleotides long. Its product is annotated as probable U3 small nucleolar RNA-associated protein 11. The record is from RefSeq and is a predicted model, not a curated record. NCBI's taxonomy places the organism in Eukaryota, Viridiplantae, Streptophyta, Magnoliopsida, Caryophyllales, Amaranthaceae. The transcript has 9 exons. Gene Ontology annotation, biological process: rRNA processing. Bases 294 to 983 code for a protein of 229 amino acids. Gene Ontology annotation, cellular component: nucleolus; small-subunit processome.
AGUUUGAAAUACAGAGUAACCGAGAUCUUCUUCAACCUAUCUUCUUCAACCUAAUUUCAGUUUUCUGGCGGAAAAACUUUCAUACAAUCAGCAAGUUUGCUUGGGAAACGUGAAUAUUAGAUUGAAAUCUCGUUUCCCAUUCGUUUCCGGGAUGAAUUCAGUUUCAAACACGUCUACAUUUUUCUGAAACGGUUUCGGCGCGUUCCGAAACGCGUUUCCCGGUUUCCCCGUUCCAGGACGUUUCUGAAACGAGUAUUAGACAGUAGAUUUUUGAUAUUGCACAAAGGAUCAAGAUGUCUUCUAUAAGAAAUGCAAUCUCGAAGAGAGCAUAUAAGGAGCGAUCGCAACCGGAUUCAAGGAAAAAGUUUGGGAUCCUUGAAAAGAAAAAGGACUAUGACAUCCGUGCAAAAGAAUACCACAAAAAGGAGGAUACAUUACGGAGACUCAAAGAAAAGGCAGCGAAUAGGAACCCUGAUGAAUUUUAUUUUGGCAUGAUCAGAUCUAACACAACUAAUGGAGUUCAUAGACCGGAGAGCGAGGCAAACAAGUAUUCACCAGAAGAACUUUUGUUGAUGAAGACACAAGACAGAGGAUAUGUGCUUCAGAAAAUUCUAAGUGAAAAGAAGAAAGUGGAAAAGCGUAGAGCUGUGCUUCAUUCUUUAGAUAAUCGACCCUCGAUCAAACACGUUUAUUUUGCAGAAGACAGUGAAGAGGCAAAAGAGAUACAAUCAAGAUCCUCAAGGGAUGCAGAGCUUCGUACAUCAGGGUCUGUACCUUCUGCUAUCAUGAGGAAGAUGAAAGCUUCCUACAAAGAGUUGGAGGCAAGAAAGAAAAGAGUUGAAGAUUUGGAGAGAGUCUAUGCAGAGAUGGCCUUGCAGAAAGAGCUACAGAAGAAGGGUAGGAAACGCAAGCUACGGGAAGAUGAGAUUGUUUCUCCCACCGGUAGGCCAGUUUACAAGUGGCGGGCAGAACGUAAACGAUAAAUAUACGAAGUAUUUUAUAAUAUAUGGUUUGUAAUGUUAACAGAUAACUAGCCCUUUGACCCGUUCGAUGAACGGGUAAAUUAUAAAAAAAAUUGAUUAUUUGAUCUUCACAAAUUGAAUAGGUUAUUUAGGAGUUAUUAACCAUAUCUACUCCAUCUUUCACAUUGGAUAAUCCACCCAUUUUGUCACUCUUUAAAAAAAAAUACUACUUGAGGCCUUGGAUAUCA